This is a messenger RNA of Vicugna pacos (alpaca), 4125 nucleotides long. RefSeq names its product RWD domain containing 2A (gene RWDD2A). Gene Ontology annotation, molecular function: protein binding. Lineage: Eukaryota; Metazoa; Chordata; Mammalia; Artiodactyla; Camelidae. The record is from RefSeq and is a predicted model, not a curated record.
CGCCUCCUCGCCGGGCACGCGCAGCUCGAGCCUGCAGAAUUGCGGAUCCGCGUUCUGAGAGGGCUUGGGGCUGUUACCUUUGAAUGACCAGGAAGGUUUUCCUAGCAGGUUGAUUUCGAGUCAACAUGUCUGCUUCAAUGAAAGAAUGUCUUCAACUUCAGCUGCUGGAGAUGGAAAUGCUGUUUUCUAUGUUUCCUAACCAAGGAGAAGUAAAACUUGAAGAUGUGAAUGCUCUGACGAAUAUAAAGAGAUACUUGGAAGGGACCAGGGAGGCGCUGCCACCAAAAAUCGAAUUUGUGAUUACACUCCAGAUCGAGGAGCCCAAGGUGCAAAUUGAUUUGCAAGUAACCAUGCCUCACAGCUACCCCUACGCAGCACUGCAGCUGUUUGGACGAUCAUCUGAACUUGACAGACAACAGCAGCUGCUUCUCAACAAAGGUCUCACUUCUUACCUAGGGACUUUUGAUCCAGGUGAGCUCUGCGUCUGCGCAGCCAUCCAGUGGUUACAGGAUAACAGUGCCUCCUAUUUGAACAGAAAGCUCGUGUACGAACCAUCUACACAAGCCAAGCCAGUCAAGAACACAUUCCUCCGGAUGUGGAUCUACAGUCACCACAUAUACCAGCAGGACCUAAGGAAAAAGAUUCUGGAAGUUGGGAAAAGGUUAGAGGUGACAGGAUUUUGCAUGACAGGAAAGCCUGGCAUCAUCUGUGUGGAGGGCCUCAAAGAACACUGUGAGGAGUUCUGGCACACAAUCAGGUACCCCAACUGGAAACACAUCUCCUGCAAGCAUGCUGAGAGCACGGAAACCGAGGGAAGUGGGGAGGACCUGCGCCUCUUCCAUUCUUUUGAGGAAUUACUCCUGGAGGCCCAUGGUGACUACGGAUUAAGGAAUGACUAUCACAUGAAUCUCGGCCAGUUCUUAGAGUUUCUCAAAAAACACAAAAGUGAGCAUGUUUUCCAGAUAUUAUUUGGUAUUGAAAGCAAAAGUUCUGACUCCUAGGAAGCUGUGAUAAGAGGCCUACGCUUGUCAUUUCGCUAAGUUAGUGCAUCUGUCAAUAAGACCAAAGUAGAAGUACCAGUGGCCAUUUAGCUUCCUCUGUGGGAAACCCAUCUCCAGAAUUUCUCCCUGGUAAUGAAACACCACAGGCCUUUUAACUUUACAACAGUGCAACUGUGACCUUACUGCUAUGUUCUUGUGUUAAUUGAAAACUAUUUAAUUGUAAAAUAAUAAAAGACAGUUUAACCAGUGAAGCCGAUUUGAUUAAAAAGGAGUCCAAAGCCCAGUUUAACAGCAGUGGUCAAAUUGUGGCUCCAAAGUCAUGAGUAAUAUUUCCCCUUUUCACCUUGCUAGCAUGCAGGUGACAAACCACAUUUUCUUCCAUUGAAGAGGAAUUCUAAAUCAAGUUUAAAAUGAGAACGGGGAGAGAGCACAUGUGUACUGCAUUUCUGACUUGAACUUAACACCCCCACCCCCAUUUUGGGUUUUCUCUUUUAGUAAAACCAAAUCCUAACUGUAAUCGUAAAGGAAUGGAGAGUAAUGAAGACUCACCAUGCUAAGUGUUGUCUGCUUACAUCAGUUGAUUAAUGGUAUUAAGGAAAAUGAUACCAGUUUUCUCAGUUCAGUUCUCUCCACAGAACCAGGUAUGGUUUCUGGUCCACGCAGUGUCCCACAGGUGCUGCGCAUGGCAGGCUUCAUCCCUGUGCCUGUAUGCAUUGCUACCUGAGGCAAGAGCGCUGAGAGAGGACCCCUGGGAACAGCUAUGCACUAUCACCUUACUGGGACACCAAAGCCAAGCUCCACACUUUCAUGAUAAGUCACUGCCACCUCUUCUGAAACUGCCAAGCUCCACAGGUGUCACCAACCUUCUUCAAAAGGGGAGUUUAAUUUCAUGAUAAGAGCCCCUAUUUAAGUGGCCCUUGCCAAACCUUUUCAUUACAAAGUAUCUACCGCUCCCCAGGAAUUUCUGGGAGUCUCAACUACCUGUCCUCUCUGAAUCUUUCUUUGGUUUCCCUGUCUGUCCUUAGCUACUCCUGCCCUUUCCCGGGGAGCCUUCAUUUUUCUGCUGGGUCCCAAGCAUCCCACAGAUGUACUGGUCCCCUCAGGACACCAAAGCUGAGUGCCAAGAUUUAGUGACCUGGAGAAGAACGCCUCACUCCCCAUCUCCUGAUGAUGCUGGAUGUCAAAGUUGCUGCAUGGGCUGGCGGAACUUACAGAAUCUUUGAUGAAAGAGUACAUUGUAGUUUCUGGUUUUACUCGGUGUCUAGGAUACAGACUCGUGUCCUUGGGCAGGGCUAGGACAUAAAGAACAGCAGACCUUGCACUAAGCUUGCUCUCCUGACUGAGGCCUGGGAACGGGGUCCACUUGGUCCUGCCUGCGCUCUAAGUGCAGAAUGAAUUUCCUUUCAGGGCACAACUCAGACCCUCAAACCAAGGCUCUUGUCAUGGACCUAUCUUGCCAGAUCACCCAGCUUGCCCAUUCGUGUUUUAAUCCUAGCUUGGCACGUGGCUGGGACUCAAACUGAGGCCUCAAGUUCCCUCUAUACAAAGGAAAGAAACAGGUCUUACGAUGCCCAAGGCUUAUUUCUCAAUCUUUACUAGGACUGAAAACAUAGUAUAGGAGUCAAGUUCCCAUAUAAUCCCAAGACCAUCAAUAAGUAAAUAAGCAUUCCCAAGCUUUUAGGCCCUAAAUAGAUGUAACUUCCGUAACUUCUGUUUUGUUUUGUUUUGGGUGGGUGGGGGGGUAACUAGGUUUAUUUACUUUUUUAUUUUAAUGGAGGUACUGGGGAUUGAACCCAGGACCUCGGGCAUGCUAAGAACACGCUCUACCACUGAGCUAUAUUCUCCCCCACCAACUUUUUUUCCUUUGAAAUGAGACAAUAAUAUAUGCCCCCCACCUAAUAUGUGCCUAAGCCACUCACAGAGUUUUUUCUAUGAUCAAAGUAGCAAUAGAAAGAUAGGUCUAAAGAAUAUGGACAAAAAAGAUUGUUUAUGUAACUCAAAUGAAGGGAAUAAAUUCUAAUUUAUGCAUGAUUUACUGCUUCUGGAGCUGUUUCUGAUGCUAACUUUUCAGAACCUGCUUUUACGUGUUCUUUAGGAGCACACAACAGUACUUUCUUCCUAUCAGAAGUACUAAAGAUAGACAUUAAUAACAGAAGUGUAGGUUUUAUAGAAAACAUACGUAUGUCAUUCUCAUUCAAAGCUCAGCUUUAUGUAUACAGUAGACUGCUGGUGGUGUUUGCCCAACCUGAUGGGAGCAGGAACCUCCUCCCACCCACACAGACACACACUCAACACUUACUUUGGGGAGAUGCCCUUUCUCUGGCUUGGGAGAAGUGACUAGAAUCAAGCUGACCUCUGGUAGCCUCCUGGAGAGAUGGUUUUGGGCUCUUGCUGCUUAAAUCUCUAGUGCCACCCUCAUUUCUGUUCCACAGAAUGCUCAGCUGUCCAGUACUUCCUCUGAGCUCCCUAACAUCUACCCCUUUUUUUCUUGAACAUCAAAAUCAGUCUCUCUUGCUUGUAAUUCAAGAAUCCUAAUACUGUGUUCACUAUAUUUUUAAAUGGUUAUUUGGAAAGAAUGCUCAUUAUAAAUGUCUCUUUUUAAAACUUACUGAAUUAAAUCAAUAUUUCAAAUUAUGUUCUUUGCUCGUCACUCCUUGUUGGUCUGUUACGUUAGACUGAGGGUCAAAGAUACUUGCGUAAUGGAUUGAAGAAAAGGUCAGGUGAGUUGACGCACCAUCACGCAAGGACUUCUAAACAUCCCUAUGUUAAAUCAGGAAUACGUUGCCUGUGAACUUGACUUUGUAUGACUACUUACAUGCCACCCUUCUGAGAAGGCUUUGAGGGAGCCUGCCUGAGGUCUUCACAUUGCACAGGAGGAUUUUCUUUCACUUGCUUUUACCUCAAGUAGCCCAGUAGUCAGUUGAAAGAAUAGGUAUUUUCUGGAGAGGGCACGGUUGUUAAAAAAUCCUGGCUUUAUAUAGAAUCCUGAUUGGCCUCAGAACUCUGAGCACAUUGGAUCUCCCUCCUCAGGUCCACAUGGUAGAACAGCUCUCACAGCAGCCUGGAUCAGUUGGAGAGAACUUCUUUUUUUCCUGAGCCCAGUUAAAUCUAGAAGCAUCUAGAC